AUGAACUCGGCCGCCAGCCUGCUUCUCAACUCGCGGCACCAAGAGAUGGUACGGGAGCUACAAAACUUCCAGGCGGUGGCCGCAGAUUGGCCAGACAUGUCGGUGCAGGAGCUUGUCGUGCUGCAUCUGCUGCAGAUGAACCUCCAUGUGUCGCUCGACGACCUGCAGCUGUUCUCGGGCAAGGAGGGCGAGGAGCAGGCGCGUCGCAUCUACCCCGUACUGCAACAGUGGGCGGCCAGCACGGCGGCCCGAACUGCGGUGUUUGGGGCCGGCCAGAUUCUGCGCUACGCCAAGAUGUUCCCGGCGGACCACCUGAACGGAUUCUACGCCGUGGCGGUGCAGCAUGCGGCGCUGGCGCUGUGGACAUACGGCGUGGUCAACAAGGCCAACCGGCAACAGACAAUGACAUCGCAAUAUUCAUACGGCAAUGUAUACCUCGACGACGUGGACUCUUUGUCGGUGCAGCGAUUCAUCGGGUUCGACCAAGGCCGGCCGCUGAUUCGCGGUCCGGCGGUGCGAGGGGCCGUUGGGGGGGAGGCACCACUGCAGGACACGAGGGCAUGCAUGGAGAUUGCGCAGGAUAUUUUGCGGACGAAUGUGUCUCACGGGAAGGAGGCAACGCCACCGAUUGUGGAAAACUUGUGCCAUCUGGUGCAGCAGCUAGGGGAUGCGGCAUGGGCGGUAGGAUUGGGUUAA
This is a messenger RNA of Cordyceps fumosorosea ARSEF 2679, 696 nucleotides long. Its product is annotated as C6 and C2H2 transcription factor RegA-like protein. The transcript has a single exon. Lineage: Eukaryota; Fungi; Ascomycota; Sordariomycetes; Hypocreales; Cordycipitaceae. The record is from RefSeq and is a predicted model, not a curated record. Bases 1 to 696 code for a protein of 231 amino acids.